UGAUGUUGCAUGUGGUUAUAUAUUCGUCUUUAACAGGAAAAGUUUUCUCGGACGAAAUUUAUUUAUCAAAACGGGAACAUCGAAAAAAAUAAGUGUGAAUAAUUUCCUUUCAUUAAUUACACACUCAGAUAUAUAUAUACAAUUAGUCAAACUGAGGAAAAGUUUCAAGGAUGUUUGAAAAAGUAAUAAUAAAUGUAGGUGGACAAACGUUUGUAACUAAAAGGAGCACUCUUCAACGGUACCCGGACACCAAGUUGGCGAACAUCUCUGAAACCUGCGAGCAUUUUGAUAAAACUACUGAAGUGUAUUACUUUGAUAGGAAUCCAUUGAUAUUCCAAUCGGUACUAGACUAUUAUCGAACUGGAAAACUUCAUUUUCUUUCUAACAUCUGCGUCGAGCAAAUCCGGGAUGAGCUUGAAUUUUGGGAAAUAUCAACCACUGAUCUAGGCCCAUGUUGUUGGAAAUAUUUCUAUACCGUUGAUAGUGACUUGAAAACCUGCGAUGUUAUUGACAAACAUUUUUUUCAAAGACAGUGUUUUCGGUACAGUUCGAAAAGCUAUCUUACAAAUGUGAAAAGCAAAAUAUUGAAUGUGCUAGAAAAUCCAAGGUCAUCAACAUUUGCAUUAGUAUGGCAGCUAUUUUACCUGAGUGUUGUGUGCCUAGCCAUUAUUGUGUCAGUAAUACAAUCGUUCGAACUUACCAGAGAAAACAAGAAGGAAAUUAAAAACGUGACGUCAGAAGAAGAUGCCAAAGAACGUCUUACUGAUCACGAUAAUUGGAUUGACGUUGUAACUCACGUAUGCAACGUCAUUUUCACAUUAGAAACGUCGUUACGUUUUGUAACAAGUCCAUGUAAAUUCGAUUUUUUCCGAAGUUUUUUAAACGUUGUGGAUAUUGUAUCCGUAGUCGGAUGUUUUGCACAUUUUAUAGUUGGUGCAUUUCCUGAUUCGAAUGACGCAUUAUUCACUUUUACGUAUGGUUUGGUCAUUUUACAGGGAUUCAGAUUUUUCCGUUUGGAGCGUUUCAUAGAAGGAUUACGAAUAAUGCUCCUGUCAAUAAAACAAAGUAUAAAGAUGCUUUGUUUGCUUAUCUUGAUUUUGCUUAUUUCAUCCAUUAUUUUUGGAAUCACUAUGCACAUUCUAGAAAUGAAUGGAGAUUUCACUGACCCAACUAGCAGUUUUUAUUGGGCAAUUAUCACCAUGACAACAAUCGGCUACGGGGAUGUUUACCCAAAAACAAAAUGUGGACAGAUUUUAGCUUCAGUGUGCGCAACCUUUGGCGUGUUCCUGUUGAGCAUGCCCAUAGCGGUGGUUGCCAAUACUUUCACUGAUUUACACAAAAGAUAUUGUGAACAUCAAUGUCAUUUUCAUCAACAGAAGACGAGAACCUUGUGUAAAAAUGACAAAACAGACUUGAUUCCGAUCAAGUACUGAAGCAGAAUAUUGAAAAUGUAUUUCAGAUUCAACUUCUUGCUUGUUUAAAUUUAGAAAUUGUUUUGUUGUUAUAUAAAAUUUAUAAAAUCAGCCAAAUAUCAA
Messenger RNA from Mytilus trossulus (common blue mussel), 1535 nucleotides. Its product is annotated as potassium voltage-gated channel protein Shaw-like. NCBI's taxonomy places the organism in Eukaryota, Metazoa, Mollusca, Bivalvia, Mytilida, Mytilidae. Gene Ontology annotation, biological process: protein homooligomerization; potassium ion transmembrane transport. Gene Ontology annotation, molecular function: protein binding; voltage-gated potassium channel activity. The coding region runs from base 171 to 1433 and encodes 420 amino acids. Gene Ontology annotation, cellular component: voltage-gated potassium channel complex; membrane. The record is from RefSeq and is a predicted model, not a curated record. The transcript has 2 exons.